AAUAAUGGUUUUGAAAGCUGCAUACAGGGCUGGUAUUCUUCAGAUGAAUACGUUUGCCUCAGAUAAAUUAAAAUGUGGUUUUAUGUUAUGAAAUCAGGGCUAGGUGUACUAAUGGAGACAAUCUCUACAUGCAGUCCAUAGAGGCCCUUAAUUUUGGACAACGCCAAGAGAUGCACAUGGCAGUUGUGGAUGAAUGUAUGUACACAGCCUGUACAUACAUAUCUCUGCUCACCUAAUUCACACAUAGGCACGUUUGAAUAUAAACCCAUAUAUCAUUUUCCUUCUUUUAGCAGAAUGAUAGUGAUUUUCAUACAUAUUUCUCAAAUGCCACCAUAGCCCAAUUGCACUGGAAGACAAAUCAGUAUUCAAGCUGUCAACAAAGAAGACUGAUGUUGGUCAUAAGUCCCUAUUAUCUGAAAGAUUUGACAUGGACUUAAGUUGGGAUCACUUUUGAUGAAUACCAUUUAACUAUCAUUACCUGAUGGUUCAUCUACACAUGGUAGAAUGGAAAUAAAAUUAUGCUGAAAAGUACUCAUAAAUGUGUGUGCUAUUGUUUAUCAGUGUAGCAUCACAAAACUUCAGCUCUGGAUCACAUGUUAUUAGAGGUACUUAAGCACAGCACCGAGUCCAGCUCUAAGAGUGCAGCUAUGGUUGUGUCAGAGCUUGGAACCGCACAUGCUGCACAGUGCUAGGAAAGAAGUUAGCUCUAUACACCUCCUAACAUUACCCCCUACCCCAGUAAAUCUACUUGAUUAAUGACAUACUGACAUUUUAUUAGAUUAUUGUGCAUCACCACUGCACAAGCACCCUCUAAAAUUUCAUAUCCAAAUUUCUAGGCUUAUUAUUUUCUUGAAGUCACUACUUUUCAGAGCAGGUUGUGCUGUAUUACGCUGGCUGGCUCAUAAAAUCCCAUGGCAUGUGAAGAUCUGAGCUUGUACUUCUUGCAUGUUUUUCACACUGUAAUGAAAUGUCUUUGAAAUAGGCAAGAGACACAUGCACAUGCUCUAGGAUGGCCAGCCAUGGGGUAUUCCCAUAGGGUUGUGGGAGAGCCACUCCUUGCACCUGCUUUCUUACAUGGAGCAGAAGUCCAGACUCCAGGUGAGUAUCCUUACUCCCACAAUAUAACACCAAGUACCUUAGCUCUGAUUAUAAUGCAGGUUUCAUUUCAUUCCUGUCUUCUCUGAACUAGACAGCGGUCCCCCUCAAGAGGCUAUUGCAUAUUGCUGUCUAUGAUACAGCUAGACAGUAUGGCAGAAGGAUGUUGGCACUCCUUCCUCUACUGUUUCAAGAAGAAAAAAUGAACCUAAUCAUGUCUGCAUUGUUUUGGGUUUAGUUUGAAACUAAGUAUCAAAUAUAACCAUUAUGACAUGAAUGAAUGAAUGAUGUGAAUUCUGUCUCUCUACUUAGCAACUCCAUUAACUGCUGUCUUUUUUUUUUUUUUUUUAAAUCAGAUUACACUUCUAAGGCUAAAGCAUGUCGGAUGCCUGGAAGCAUUUCUGUUUUCAGUGAGAACCUCUGUUAACAUGACACAACCCCUUUAAAAUGCAGACAUGCACUCAGCGAAUUUGAUAAGCCCUGAGAUGAAUUUAGAUGCACAAAGAUGGUGAAGCAGCCUAAUCCUUCCUACAGAAGAUAAUGUUUAAACAAAUUUAUUUCAUUCAAUGAAACACCUGAACAAGCUUAUUUAAUAUAGUCUUUGCAUUUAAUUAUCUCUGCUGAGGGGUACUUGCCAUAUUUCAAAAUAUGAUUAUUUUCUUUUGUAUUAAUUAUUUUAAGAUCCUCAAAGGAAACCUGGUGAGAAAUAAAAAAAGGGCUCUUAAUUAACCUGAGCCACCAGAAGUCAUCUUUUUGGAAUAGGGAAGCUGAGAUAUGGGACUGAAAAUAAAUAGUACUUUAAAAAUCAGGCUCUCUACAUGAAUAAUGAAGAAGAGCUGCUAAAACCUGAAAAGAAUUCUGUAUGAAUGAAUUGUUGCUAGGCAUUAAUAUCAAAGGCACGCUUACACAUUAAACUGUCUGGUGGAGAAAAGACAAAAAUAGAAAAAAAUAAUUCUGAGACUAACUCAAUACAGUGAAAAUUAUUGGCAGAAGUCAAGGAAGUGUAAAAUUAUGAUACACCCAGAGAAAAAUACAGCCCAGAGUCAGCAUCUCAGUUCUUUUCUUCUCUCCUUUUGCUCUUGUGGGGUUAGCAUAAAGGAAGCUAUUCCUUUUGAAAAGAAUUUAUUCCCCAAUAUAUUUCUGGCAAGCAGUUCUACCAUGAGUGCUCUCACUGCUCAAUCCAAUUACCCUCGUGCUUGCAGCGGGGAAUACUGUACACGAAAACAGGAGACCCUGUUCUCCCUGCCACAAAUAGAACUGCAACAGGGCUUGGAUGUUUUUACUCUAGAUAGCAAAUUAACAGACUAUGGCAACCUAUAUAUGAGUAACUAGAUCACUGCUUUUUUUGCAGCAUCAGUAUUACAUGAAAGGAUAUUUGCAACAUGGGUUUGCACAGAAUGAAUGUAAUUGUAUGUAUGUAUCAUCUGAAAGCGGCUUUGUACCUAGGCACAAGCAAGAGGGGAAUUGUGCCCAUUGCAGGCAAUUGUUUAGUAUUGCACUUCUAGGCUUCUCUUGUUUAACCAUUUAACAUGUUGCUGUGCUCCUCCAAAGGCUAAAGACCUUGAAAGGAUCACAUUAUGUGCACACCUUUGCAAGAAGCCAGACAGCACCUCGGUAGGUGUGAAAAGGGAUCAAAGCCAGUUUUCCAACAGAAGUACUUUUGCCUUUUAUUCUAUCAGGCAAUUACACAAAUUUUAAUUUCCAGUCAAAGUGAAUGCAGUUACCAGAUCAUACUACCUAGACAACAAAUCAAACUGUUUCGUGCCAUUUGUAAAAUUAAUUCAAAGUCAGCUCUCACCAUUGAAGACAGCUUUGUUUUUUCCUUAGUUUUUCAAAAGGCAUGAGGUUUACUUCACUUUUCUGCAGACACUUUGUAUAGGUAUUUAUAUUACCCUUUUGUCACUACUGGUCAAUCAAGCACACCUGAAAAAAUUCCCUGGGGCUCAGCCUUGGCAUGGGAAGUGUGUGUUUUCUCUGGGAAACAUUUAAAAUUAUAGGAAAUGCUUUUGAAAGAUGGGAAAUAAUGAGGGGAAAGGUGUUUUCGUGUUUUCUGAUCCUCUAUGUUUGUGUUCUUGCAACUGAUUAUAUUUUCACAAUCGAACUGAAAUAUAUUGCUGUUUUAUUUGCCACAGAAUUGGAUUGAGGCCAUUCCCAGCGAUGGCAUGCUGGACGAGGUGGCAGCAUGAAAUCCAUACUCCUCCCGUUUGCCCAUCUGCAAAGCUGCAGUGGGUUCACAUCACCUCACUCUCGCAUCACCCUUCCAACACUGUCAAGAUAUUGACAUCGCGUGGUGACUUCAAAGAUGAAGCAACAUGUUAUCCAAAAUGCAAAAACGGUGGGGAGUGCCUCAGACCUGGGAAAUGCAGAUGUCCACCUGGCUAUGGGGGUAGAUACUGUCAUAAAGUAAGCUGUGAAGGAGGCUGUCAAAAUGGUGGGGAAUGCAUCUCUGUCAAUGGAGUUGUGAAGUGCCUUUGUGCUUCUGGCUGGACGGGAUCAAGAUGCCAAGAAGCAAUUUGUCCUCAAGGUUGCCGGAAUAAUGGAGCUUGUGUGGCUCCUGGGAUUUGUAGCUGUCCAGCUGGAUGGGUCGGUGGAGCAUGUCACUUAGCUGUAUGUAAACUACCUUGUCAACAUGGAGGAAAAUGCAUAGCUCCAAACGUGUGCAGAUGUCGACUGCCGUACUCUGGUGUACAGUGUACAAAGAAAAGGAAGGAAUGAAGCAACUUCCGCAAAGAUAAGCUGCUUUUGCUUCAUGUAGCUCUUCCUACAGAGAUGAAGUUUGCAGCUGUGGGGAACCUUAAAACAAACAUGGUAACUAAUUGAUUUCAGAUAGCUUUUUGUUUUCAGUAUAUUAAGUAAAUGUUUUUCUGUAUUGAAGAAAAGUAUUGCUGAUAACACAGCUGUUGUAAGUGUCCAAGUAUGUGUAGUGUAUGGCACAUUUUCUUCUGUUAGCAUUUUCUUUUCUCUGUAAGCAGAAGUGUUAUGUCUUGGUUGAUACAGCUGACCUUGAAGUGAAAUUUGCUCUUCAAAUAAAGUACUUCAGAAUAGA
Messenger RNA from Falco peregrinus (peregrine falcon), 4141 nucleotides. RefSeq names its product von Willebrand factor D and EGF domain-containing protein-like. The coding region runs from base 3253 to 3810 and encodes 185 amino acids. Gene Ontology annotation, molecular function: signaling receptor binding. The record is from RefSeq and is a predicted model, not a curated record. Gene Ontology annotation, cellular component: cell surface; extracellular region. Gene Ontology annotation, biological process: anatomical structure development. The transcript has 5 exons. Lineage: Eukaryota; Metazoa; Chordata; Aves; Falconiformes; Falconidae.